This is a messenger RNA of Hyalella azteca, 2120 nucleotides long. RefSeq lists its product as uncharacterized. The transcript has 6 exons. Gene Ontology annotation, biological process: regulation of DNA-templated transcription. Lineage: Eukaryota; Metazoa; Arthropoda; Malacostraca; Amphipoda; Hyalellidae. Bases 375 to 2120 code for a protein of 581 amino acids. Gene Ontology annotation, molecular function: DNA-binding transcription factor activity; transcription cis-regulatory region binding. The record is from RefSeq and is a predicted model, not a curated record. Gene Ontology annotation, cellular component: nucleus.
UAACAGGGAGGAGCCAGGAGCCAGCUGCUCCUGAGCAGCUACCGUCUGCUGCACCGAGCUGUGAGAUUCCCGUCCAAUAUCAAAAUGAAAAUCCAAGUCCAAGCAAUGCUCGGCCGAUUCAAUUCUCUCACUUGAAAAAUGAAAAUAGUUUUCUUCAGGACCCAUUGCUCAUAGGUCAUGAGCAACAGCGUUUUGGCACACAAAAAAUAAAUAAUAAUGUUACAGAGGAACAUGAAAAUAAUCUUCAUGUAACCAACCAAGAAAUUUACCAAUUAGCAUUCGACCAGAAUUCAGAUAUCCAUACGUCAACGUUCCAAUAUACUCUAUUUACUCAGCCAACAUUGCCACAGGCCGAGAAACCUAAUGUAGACUUAAUGGCUGACAUUGCAUCUUUCCCUUCCUUUCAAGCAUCGGCUUCUAACCCUCCACAAUAUCAACACGCGCAAUUUGUGCCGCAAGAAUCGCAGGAUCACAAGCCGCUGCAGGAUAAUCAGGGUUCUCAGGGAGCGAGCAGAACAGACACCUCAAAAGGAAAUACUAUCGCCUUCAUUCCUCCAUUGCCAUCUAACUUCAAAUUCGAUUAUACUGCAUUAGAUGAAAACAACUAUUGCCAUGACCUAGGAUUUCGUGAUGACGCUGCGUUUCAAAUUUCGACUCCGACCUUGUUGUCGUGUGCGGGAAAGCCUGAAAAUAACAUCGGUAAUCAGAAAGUCAACCACUCUGUUCUAAACAAUGGCUCCUUUCAUGGCAAUUUUAAUUUCAGCUUUUCGUAUCCAGAAAGUUCGUCAAAGUUCCGAUUUCUUCCAGGUGAUGAUGAUGUCUAUGAUGGACAAAUAUUUGUGCGGGACACUGAGUUUACAGAAUUCUACAUUCACCACAACGCACCUGAAAACACCCGCGUGAGAUUCAUCUUACAUCACAGCGACGCUAGCAAAUUCUUUGAUCCCGUCCUACCAUGCAAAAAGCAUCUCCGCUCAGAGCAACCCGAUCACGUGAUGUACGUGCCGCCAGCGCUGAACCCCAUAUACGAGACACGUGAAGGCCAUGCCACGGUGGUCGUGGUGCCACGCAACUACAGGGGCGCUGCCCCCGCCCAGCAACACGGACUGGCGGAGUACCGAGGGGACGUCCAAAUCAAGUUCCUCUGUAAGAAUAGCUGCCAUAAGGGCGCUAAGUGGAGCAUAGUCGGAGAACUCUUGGGUCGAGAGAAUGAGGUGAUAGGCCGCCAGAAGUACCAUCUCAAAGUGAGCGCUCUGCCUACCCGCGACAGCAAACUGAAGCAAGGCGGCAGUAAGAAGAACUCAGAACCGACGAAGCUCGAGAAUAACAUAGAAAUUAAACCUGAAGUGAAGAGUCUACCCUUGACAAGCGAAGUAGAAGGAAAUGCUUCACUAAGCUUAAAUCGCAGUAUCAGUAAAGUUGAUGCAGAAGCUUUGAUCCCAUCAAUUCAAACGGCCCAAGCUAAUGCCGCCAAAAUGGAUUUCGAAGCAUCCUGCAACGAAUUUGCUGAAGUAAAAAAGUCUGCGCACUCUUCAAAAAUCAAAGAAUGCUCGACAGAAAUACAACCAAAUUUAGAUUUUGACGACUUAAUAGGUUUUACAUCAAAUAAUUUUUCACCACAUAAUAUCAACGCUACACAAACAUUUCUUGACCAAUUUCCUGGAAUCGAUAAUUAUGAGCACAAAUCUAUUUCUGAACAUCACCAAGUGCUUGAUAUAUUAGGCCAACAGCAGAAUUUGGAUGUUCAACAAAAAGUAGAUCUUUGGUCUCAAGCAGAGCAGCUAAUGCCGGACUUGGAGCAUUCAAACAAGCGCCUCUUGAAGCCUGACAGAGUCGAUGGCGCUGCUGGAGUGCAGAAGCGGCAGCGCACGGAUCAAGAGGCAGUCUCUGCCUCGGAAUGGGGGUCCCAGCAAGUCGAUUUAUCGGUGGAUCUAUCUUGCCAAAACGUCGAUACCUCCAACCUCAACAUGGCUUCCAUGCAGCUAGGACCCACAUUUCCGACAAAUUUAUCCAUGUCAUACUGUCAGCGUCAAAGGAAAGGCCGCACUUUUGACCACGUCAUCCGUGCCUCUGUUGAGAAGUUCGACAAACAGCGCCGCUCAACUGCAGGUCUGGAAUAA